GAAAGCAUUUUCACAUUCACAUGAUGCUUUAAUUUGUCACUUACUUGACACAAUACAUUAUACAUCUAUAACUAGAGACGAAAACAUUACCAAGAAGGAAGACGAAGAGCAAAGAAAAGUUUAGACAAAAACCUCUUUCGAUAUAUUUUCUGCUACACAAAAAGCAAUUUUUCAGAAAUGGCUUCUACAAAGGCUGAUCAGUUUCUCGAGCUUGUUGCCGAACUCGAUCGUGUUAAUACAUCAACGAAUGUUGAUAAAGAUCAAGUCAAGGAUUUGGAAAAGAGGUUGAUCCCUUACGUUGAAAAAAACGAAGAUGUCAUUACCAAAUAUCGAAAAGUUUUUCUACGUCUAAAGAUGGAAAAAAUACAGGAUAUGAUCAAGAGAAUCGAUAUUGACAAUAUGCUCAACCCAGCUUCCUCGUCACAGAAGAUCUCACGUUCUAUGGAUAGGAAGAAUUGGUAAUAUAUGUAUUUAUGAUGAUCAUAACCAUUAUGGAUCAUAUAUUAUCAAAUUCUCGUUUAUUUCUUCCUUCAAAGCUUUUAUGCAAUAUAUAAU
Molecule: messenger RNA, 555 nt
Organism: Arabidopsis thaliana (thale cress)
Lineage: Eukaryota; Viridiplantae; Streptophyta; Magnoliopsida; Brassicales; Brassicaceae
Exons: 2
Coding region: 178-462 (94 amino acids)
Source: RefSeq, marked reviewed